UGUGCUUCCUUUUAGGUUUUUAACAAGCUCAUCAGGCGUUACAAAUACUUGGAGAAAGGGUUUGAGGAGGAGAUUAAAAAGCUGCUGCUGUUUCUCAAGGGCUUCACAGAGUCUGAGCGCAACAAGCUAGCCAUGCUAACAGGAAUUCUGCUGGCCAACGGCAAUCUCUCUGCGGCCAUUCUUAGCAGCCUCUUCAAUGAGAACCUAGUCAAAGAAGGUGUUUCAGCGAGCUUUGCUGUAAAACUCUUCAAAUCCUGGCUUUCUGAAAAGGACAUCAGCUCUGUUUCUGCCAGUCUCCGAAAGGUUGGCAUGGACAGCAGGCUCAUGGAGCUGUUCCCUGCCAACAAGCGCAGUUGUGAGCACUUCUCAAAGUACUUCUCAGACGCCGGACUGAAGGAGCUUUCGGACUUUGCCAGAAACCAGCAGUCCAUAGGUGCCCGCAAGGAGCUGCAGAAAGAGCUUGAGGAGCAGAUGUCACGUGGGGACCCCCUCAAAGACAUCAUCGCCUACGUCGGAGAGGAAAUCAAGAAGAACAACAUCUCGGAGCAGACGAUGAUCGCACUAAUUUGGGCCAGUGUAAUGAGCUCCGUGGAGUGGAACAAGAAGGAGGAGCUGGUCACAGAACAAGCCAUCAAACUUUUAAAGCAAUACAGCCCACUGUUGAAGGCUUUCACCACCCAGGGCCUCUCUGAACUCACUCUCCUGCUGAGGAUCCAAGAGUACUGUUACGACAACAUCCACUUCAUGAAGGCCUUCCAGAAAAUUGUUGUGCUGCUCUACAAAGCGAAUGUCUUGAGUGAGGAGGCAAUUCUGAAGUGGUACAACGAAACCCACGUUGCCAAAGGAAAGAGCGUUUUCCUUGAACAGAUGAAGAAGUUUGUAGAAUGGCUCAAAAAUGCAGAGGAAGAGUCCGAGUCUGAGGAAGAAGAAGCAGACUGAGGACCUCUAGCUAAACCUACCAUCUUGAUUUGUAUUUUUACAUACAACAUAGCACCAGGUGCAGUAGAAGGACGUACAGAAGUCUGUCUGUAUUUAGAUGUUUCCUUCUCUAUUCCCUCCUUCCUAAUAUAUAGUUCAACUGUAAAGUAAGGGCUUUAAUAUUCUUUUAAUUAUCAACAUGUUUUCCGUUGUUUCAAUACUUGUGCUCUUUACUCCCUCAGGAGCCGGUCACAGUGCUAAAUAGAUUGAAACCCCUUUCAUGUAAAAAGGGGGCUUUUUUGGACAGAUUGUUUCCUUUAAAAUGUGCCAGUUUGUAGGCAUAUUUUACAGCUAUUGCAUUUAGUCAUGGCACUCUUAUUUGCCAGAGGUCCAUCUGUUUAGCCAUGAUAUCUUGGUCCUCUCAAAGGCAAACAGUUUUUUGUAACCUCAUUAUACAGUUCUGCCAAUUAUGUGACAACUUGGAAUUGUUUGCCAGUUUUUAGAUUCUGUCUCCGUUAUUGGUGAUGGAGAGGUGCCAUUUCAAACAGCAAUGCCCCAUAAAAUGAACUUUAAUUGUUCUCUAUAUCGUGUGUAACAGAACCAUGCAAGCAUUGUAUUUUUUUUUCCCCCUUUACCAUACAGUUUAAAAUAAAGGGAAAUUAAUGGUU
This is a messenger RNA of Perca fluviatilis (European perch), 1586 nucleotides long. RefSeq names its product basic leucine zipper and W2 domain-containing protein 1-A-like. The record is from RefSeq and is a predicted model, not a curated record. Gene Ontology annotation, molecular function: protein binding. Lineage: Eukaryota; Metazoa; Chordata; Actinopteri; Perciformes; Percidae. Bases 133 to 939 code for a protein of 268 amino acids. The transcript is spliced from 8 exons. Gene Ontology annotation, cellular component: membrane; cytoplasm.